Messenger RNA from Trichogramma pretiosum, 2898 nucleotides. It is a transcript of the gene E(Pc), whose product is annotated as enhancer of polycomb homolog 1. Gene Ontology annotation, cellular component: piccolo histone acetyltransferase complex. The record is from RefSeq and is a predicted model, not a curated record. Gene Ontology annotation, biological process: regulation of transcription by RNA polymerase II. NCBI's taxonomy places the organism in Eukaryota, Metazoa, Arthropoda, Insecta, Hymenoptera, Trichogrammatidae. Bases 623 to 2521 code for a protein of 632 amino acids. The transcript is spliced from 2 exons.
AAACGGCAAGCGUGCGUUACUGCGGCGGCGUGGGCUCGCUCGGGGGAAGGGGUAGAACCGCAUAUAAAGUUACACACCAGAACGUUCGCCAUCGUGUACGAAACACAGGGAAAAGCGGCCGCGUAUACGAAUACGUCGGCGCAUACACUCACAAUUAUAUACACUCGUAUAGACGUAUACACCGACUGGCGAGUAAACAUGGCGCACGCAUUCAGCAGUUUUUAGCAUGUAUGCGCCUCGAUGAUCGUGCCGUGGCUCUUGCCCUAGCGCCACGAUAAGCUCCGAAUCAAGUUGCCGAGUAACGUGAAUAACGCUCUGUGUAUUAUCAGCACGCCUAUAGUUAGAGAGAGCGAGAGAGAUCGAGACUCGAGGAGCAGCGCUCACGGCAGCGAGUUUUCUUGGUUAGGUCGUCUGCUCCAAAAUGGCUCCAGACCAGCUAGGAGCGUACUACGACAACACAACAAUAGCUUGAGAGCCGCCAGGACGGAAAAGCCGGGCGGCAUCGGCUACCCCGUGUAUCGAGGCUCUAUGUGCUACGAAAAACUCGGCCGACCUCAUGGGAUCGUUCGCUUGAUCACGGUACUUUCCAAGAUCUGCUAAGAAACACAGAAAUUUGUUCAAAAUGAGCAAGCUAUCCUUCAGAGCACGUGCUCUCGAUGCGUCCAAACCGAUGCCAAUUUACAUGGCUGAGGAACUGCCCGACUUGCCGGACUAUUCCGCGAUCAACAGGGCAGUUCCUCAAAUGCCAAGUGGUAUGCAAAAGGAGGAAGAAUGUGAACACCACCUUCAAAGAGCUAUCUGUACAGGCCUCAUCAUUCCAACACCCGAAGUCACUAGCUUGACAGAUGCUGACUCCUAUGAGAAAAUCUAUCCUGGUGACUACAAACAGCCAAGGCAGUUGAUUCACAUGCAGCCCUUUGCUAUGGAAAAUGAUAUACCGGAUUACGAUAUGGAUUCUGAGGAUGAAAAUUGGGUGGCAUCUCAGAGUCGUAAAAUGGAUAUCACUGCCUUGCAGUUUGAAGAAAUGAUGGAUAGAUUGGAGAAAAGUUCAGGUCAAAAAGUUGUAUCUCUCAGUGAAGCCAAAGCCCUUCUUAAAGAAGAUGAUGAUUUGAUCAUCGCAGUAUUUGAUUAUUGGUUGAACAAACGCUUGCUCACGCAACACCCUCUGCUCUUAUCAGUGAAAACUGAACAAAGAGUUGGUAUGGCAGCCAAUAAUCCUUACUUAGCCUUCAGGAGAAGAACUGAAAAAAUGCAAACAAGGAAAAACCGUAAAAAUGAUGAAACUAGUUAUGAAAAAAUGCUCAAACUCAGAAGAGAUCUUAGUAGGGCUGUCACUUUACUGGAAAUGGUUAAAAAGAGGGAGAAAACCAAACGAGAAUAUUUACAUCUAACGAUUGAAAUUUAUGAAAAGAGGUAUCAAGCACAAGACUUCAGUGGGUCUCUGUUGUCUGAAGUUACUACAGUCAAGUCACCUAGACCAGCUUUUGCUCCCAUCUUUACCAAUCAAUUUGGAACUCAUCAAAAUUGGACCAACAGAACUCACGCAAAAGAAACAACUCAACAAAGAAAAGAAAAAAGGCAAUAUCGCAAAAGAAAAUUCAAAGAUAACAAAAGUAGGGAUACCUUGGUCAAUGAAAUACAUAAUGGUACUAGAGAUUCAGAUUAUCGUGCAUUUGGUAGUGGUUUGGAAUCAUUAGCUAGUUCAGAUGAAGAAGAUAGUGCUUUAAGAACUUCACAGACAUUCUUUUCAGAAAACGAAGAAGAAAUAGUGGAUGAUGGUUUAUAUGUGUUCAAACGUAAUAGGCAUAAUAAUUAUUUGGCUCCUCUCCCUACUGGACUAGGGUGUAGGCAUGGCUCAUCCAAUGGAGAUCUUAAUAAUAAACAUAAGUACUCUAUGACUAGUAUUAAUAAACCAACACUCAAAUGCAUCGGUCUAGCAAGGAGAAGGAUAGGUCGUGGGGGCAGAGUGAUUCUUGACAGAUUAUCUCACAACAUAGAUGAUUUAUGGGGUUCUUUAGGCUUUACGAUUCAUAAAUCUAAGCAAGAUACAUUAGGCUCAACCAGUCCUAAAGUACCUGACUCUGAAGUGAAAGAAUUGCAUUAUCGGCCUAAAACAAUGGUAUAUCCGGAUAACCAUAAUGUCAGUGAAGAGAGUAGUGAAAGCGAAAAUGAUGAUAAUAUGUCAGAGAAAUCAACUCCUGGAUCUACAUAUCCUUUCCCAGCUGAAGCAGCAUCAAUUUGUAUAGACAUUGAACCAAGUCCAAUGGAAAGUGAUACUUCUUUCAGUGCUGAAUUUAACAUAGGAGAUUAUUUUUCAAUGGACAGUGUAACAAACUUUGAAAACGAUCUUAUGAAUUGUGAUAAUUUUGACUACACUGACUUGGGUUGCUCAAAAUUUUCGAUUCCGUCAGAUGCACCGAAAAUUUUCGCAACACCGACACACUCUCAAAACAGUGAGUCAUUCAGUAAUAAAACUGUAAAUAUUGAAAGUGCGCCAGUGCGUCCUGAAGUGAAAAGUUAAGUUUUUUCUUAUUUUUGAAGUAGGACAAACGCGAUCAUGCUUGUGAAUUUAGCGACUCAAAUGAUUGUGUGAAUAAGUUCGCUAGUAUUGUGUAAUUUGUAUAAUUAAAUUAUUGUCAUCAACUUGAGACUUAAUCAAUUGGUCUUGAUGAUUGUUAUGAAUAGUGUUUAUUUUUAGAUGUAACUUCUGUACCAUAUGCAUAGGUAAAGGAAUGAAAAAAGACACUUGUUUACUUAUGUUUGAUAAGUUUCUAUUAUUCUUGAUAAUGAAUCAGAAUUAAAAUACAAUUGUAAUAAUAAUAUUUAUAAUACGAUAGUAUUAAAAAGUAAUAAUAGUGUAAAUAUACAUAAUAAACGUCACAACUACAUAACAUUAAA